Messenger RNA from Tetrapisispora phaffii CBS 4417, 1107 nucleotides. RefSeq names its product 4-hydroxybenzoate octaprenyltransferase (gene COQ2). The record is from RefSeq and is a predicted model, not a curated record. Gene Ontology annotation, cellular component: mitochondrial inner membrane. The transcript has a single exon. Lineage: Eukaryota; Fungi; Ascomycota; Saccharomycetes; Saccharomycetales; Saccharomycetaceae. Gene Ontology annotation, molecular function: 4-hydroxybenzoate polyprenyltransferase activity. Bases 1 to 1107 code for a protein of 368 amino acids. Gene Ontology annotation, biological process: ubiquinone biosynthetic process.
AUGGUCUCCUCGUUCAAUGGCAGCCAGUUCAUUAAGAAGAGUGUUGUUAGCUGUAAGUCAUUUUGUGAAGUUAACGGAAGUUUAUUUACGAGAGGUCAAUUCAGAGGGUACUCCAGUGCAAAGGUUCCCGAGGAUAAGCCUGUAUUCACUGAAGACGAGUUGAAGAAUGCAAGAAAAGAUAGACUUGAGAAUCUGGGACCAUUUGUGUCGAAACUACCCCAGAAAUGGAUCCCUUAUGCUGAAUUAAUGAGAUUGGAAAAACCAGUAGGAACCUGGUUACUGUAUUUACCUGGUACAUGGGCAAUAACCAUGGCUGCAAUCCAGACCUCCGCAUCUUUGGGUGCGACUGUCUGGAUGCUGGGGCUGUUUGGGUUAGGAUCUCUAGUAAUGAGAGGUGCUGGUUGUACAAUUAAUGAUAUAUGGGAUAAAAAUUUGGAUGAUAAAGUGAUCCGAUCAGUCGAAAGGCCAAUUGCUUCAAAAAGGGUUUCUACCAAGAAUGCCUCCAUAUUCUUAGUUGCUCAAACAGUUGUUGGUAUGGGUGUUUUAGCGCAAUUACCAGCACAAUGCUGGUGGAUGGGUCUUGCAUCCUUACCAAUUGUGUUCACAUAUCCACUAUUUAAAAGGUUUACUUAUUACCCACAGAUCGCACUAAGUGCUUGUUUUAAUUGGGCUGCUCUACUGGGUUUCCCAGCGAUGGGUAUAAUGGACUGGUCCACCAUGCUUCCCUUGUACACGGGUAGUUUCUUAUGGUGCAUGAUAUAUGACACCAUAUAUGCUCAUCAAGAUAAAGCAUUUGACGUCAAAGCCGGUAUUAAAUCAACGGCAUUGGCUUGGGGUAAGAAUACUAAAAAGAUUUCAACAGUUUUAGCUACUGCACAAUUUUCUUUAUUUACAAUUGCAGGCAUAAACGCAGGUCUUAUUUUAGGUCCUGGGUUCAUUGGUGGAUUAGCCAUAUUUGCUUAUAGAGUAUUUACAAUGAUUAAAAAUGUCGAUCUUAACAAUCCAGCAGACUGUUGGAAAUAUUUCACCAGCAACAUUAAAACUGGUCUAUAUUUCUCAUAUGCAUUAUUUUUUGACUAUCUCCUAACGUUGUUAGGAUUUUUGUAA